Molecule: messenger RNA, 1295 nt
Organism: Hyaloscypha bicolor E
Lineage: Eukaryota; Fungi; Ascomycota; Leotiomycetes; Helotiales; Hyaloscyphaceae
Exons: 4
Coding region: 383-1117 (244 amino acids)
Source: RefSeq, a predicted model, not a curated record
CUGGAAUGAUGUUCUCUUAUGGUUGGAUUCGCUUCGGACCCAUUUAGGAUCCGCUCUACACAAGGAACGAGCUCAAAGCACUUGCCAAUGGGUCCACGAAAAACAGCCCUUUCAUCAUUGGAGAACUUCGGGACAGUCCGAAGGACUCUGGAUUUUUGGAAAACCAGGAGUCGGCAAAACAGUGCUCUCGAGUUACAUUUCAGAAGCCUUGAAGUCCGAGAAUAGCCAGAUAGUCAUCACCCUGCAUUGUCAUUCGUAUCGUUCACUGAAUGACCCCAUCCACGCUCUUAUCCGCGAUAUUCUUGUUCAGGCCUUACAAACUCCAUUUCUGUCUGUCAACGUCAAACGCCGACUUUUGGAUCUCAAAUCGCAGACGACUGCCAUGUCGGAUAUUGCCUUCGACGCACUUCUCGAGGUUAUCCAUGACACUUUCCAUGGAGUCCCAGAUAUAUUCCUCAUUGUUGAUGGUAUUGACGAAAUCGAUCAACAAGCAGCAGAGCUCGAAGCUUUCUUGCACGAACUCGAGAGUCUUUCGCAAUCAGCAACUCUGUGCAAAGCAUUGAUCGUGAGCCGCAAUACACCAAAGCUGGAAAAAUUGCUUACAGGUUGGAAAACAAUGGCCAUAUCCUCUUCUGACUCCCUUCGCGACAUCUCGGUGUUCUUGAAUGAGAAGCUCGAAAACAUGACACAUUUGGGCCAACGCCGAGAUGAAAUCAUCGAAAGGCUUGUUGAAGGUUCGAAGGGUUUAUUUCUCUGGGCUGAUCUGGCUGUGAGCGAACUUGACCAUUUGAGAACUUGGAACGAGAUCCAAAAGUUACUUGAGCAUGGUAAUCGUGGAUUGGACAUGAUAUAUGCGACCAUUAUUAAGCAACUAGACACAUCAUCCGAAGGAUUAUGCCGAAUACGAGCCAGAGCUCUUCCACUGGUCGCUGUUGCCUGUCGCCCCUUUCGGCUGGAGGAAUUAACGGAAUUGUUAGCCGUGGAAGUCUCGAGAAGACUUCUUACUAUCUCACCCGUCGGCGAUGGCUUCGCCGCAAGAAUAUCUCCUGGAUGGUUCGGCCGAAACCGAGAUGGCAUGCCUCUGUCUCUCAUAUCUCAAUCUUACCGUUUUUGGUAGAAUGCCAGGAGAAGAUGCGAAAAUGGAUGCCAAUACCCUAAAUCAGCAACAUCCAUUGUUGGAAUACUCUUCGCAAUUCUGGCCGGACCAUUUCCUAAGGUCGGACACCAUAACUUCCUUGCAGCUGGGGCUGCUAUAUCAAUUUUUGAGCUCUCCCAACAGUGUCACCUGGACUACG